CCUCCACCGGAAGCUGAACGAGGUUUCCUGCUCGCGCUGUUGUGGGACAACAUGGCGGCCUUGUGGACGGUCGUGUCCCAGUCUAGGUGUGGACUCCGAUUAACCUCCUGCAGGUUCAUCAGGAGCUCCUUCUGCUCAGACUCCAGCAGGCCCUCCGGCAGCGACCAGCCCACCUCGGACAGACCCAGGUCCGGCUUCGCUGCCGCCUUCGACCUGCAGUCGGAGCUCCGGCGGGAGGCGGCGAGCGCUGAGGCCGGCCUCAAAGGCUCCUCCUCCGACCAGGACCAAAGCUUCGCCUCGCUGCUCCGCCGGUCCCCGCUGAUCCAGAUGGGACCGGCCAAGGACAAAGUGGUGGUCGGGAGGAUCUUCCACGUGGUCCAGGACGACCUGUACAUCGACUUCGGCGGGAAGUUCCACUGUGUGUGCCGGAGGCCGGCGGACGGAGGAGAGAAGAUGCAGCGGGGCACCAGAGUCCGUCUGCGUCUGCAGGACCUGGAGCUCACAGCCCGCUUCCUGGGGGCCAAAACCGACACCACGCUGCUGGAAGCCCAGGCCGUACUACUGGGCCCGCUAGAGGGACGAGAUGGACGGGAAAACCAGAACCGGGACUGAGCGGACAGACAGUCAGACCCUGCUAAAGUAAAAUCGGGGAUUUUCUAAAGGGAGUCUGGCGGCAACAAGCCUGAGACUGGAGGAAUGAAACUGAACAUUUCUGUUUGUGUUGUUCAUGACAAACUGUGGAGGCGGGAAAACUAUGCAGAUGUUUCCAGACACACACACACUGACUGACCACUGAUGUGUGUGACGCUUUAUGUAAAAUUUCACUCCUCAGAAACUGAAGUUUUAAUUUUUGGGCUCGGGACUUCAGAUCCGAUCUGUAAGGACCAGCUGUGAAGCUAAAGAGAUAUUAAAAUAAUAAAUAUUCAGUCAA
This is a messenger RNA of Xiphias gladius (swordfish), 931 nucleotides long. RefSeq names its product mitochondrial ribosomal protein S28 (gene mrps28). NCBI's taxonomy places the organism in Eukaryota, Metazoa, Chordata, Actinopteri, Istiophoriformes, Xiphiidae. The transcript has a single exon. Gene Ontology annotation, cellular component: mitochondrial small ribosomal subunit. Bases 52 to 612 code for a protein of 186 amino acids. The record is from RefSeq and is a predicted model, not a curated record.